Messenger RNA from Daldinia decipiens, 2197 nucleotides. RefSeq names its product MFS general substrate transporter. Gene Ontology annotation, molecular function: transmembrane transporter activity. Lineage: Eukaryota; Fungi; Ascomycota; Sordariomycetes; Xylariales; Hypoxylaceae. The record is from RefSeq and is a predicted model, not a curated record. Gene Ontology annotation, biological process: transmembrane transport. Bases 206 to 1879 code for a protein of 557 amino acids. The transcript has 5 exons.
CAAUGAUGUCAUCCUCGUCUCAGUGCUACGCUACCUGUCUUGUACAUAAUAUCGCCUUUAAUAUUAAACGCGAACUUUCAGCUUGCUUUAUUCAUCGUAUUUUCUUUUAUUAUUAUCGUUGAUCCUCUCCAAUUGCCUACUAAUAUGUCCUAUUCAAAUACUUCAUACCUCAGAUAUCAGAGAGUAGAAUCGGGAAUAGACUAACAUGGGACGGCUUACUCGUAUCCUGUCGCGGGCUACGGCAAAGCCAUAUAAGACUGCUGAGCUGGAAUUCGAAGAACAACCGUACCUAAAUGAUAAUGGGCAUAUCGAUUUCAAACCUGACGAUAUCGAGAACCCACAUAACUGGUCUAACCCUAGGCGUUGGUACGUGACAAUAUGCUCGGUUUUGCUUGUUGUGAAUGCCACCUUCGCAUCAUCGGCCCCUUCUGGUUGCUUUGGUAGCAUAUCUAAAGAGUUUAACAUCUCGGAAGAAGCGGCUGGACUCACUAUAACCCUUUUCCUCCUCGGUUAUUGCGCAGGUCCUCUUAUUUUUGCUCCCCUAUCGGAGUUCUACGGAAGAAGGUGGAUUUUCUAUAGUACCUUCUUGCUGUAUAUCGCAUUCAAUUUCCUCUGUGCUUUUGCACCCAAUUUCGGAAGCUUGCUUGUCGGCAGGUUCCUCACAGGCACGUUCGUGAGCGCUCCGCUCAGCAAUAGCCCGGGCGUGAUUGCGGACCUAUGGGGCCCCCUUGAGCGUGGAUUUAUGAUGGCGGCUUUCUCAUGCAUGAUUUGGGUAGGACCGGCUCUCGGGCCAGUUGCCGGAGGAUUUCUCGAGCUUACGAAGAACUGGAGAUGGAUCUUUUAUGUUUUGCUAUGGAUCGGCGGCGCUACGGCGAUACCUAUGUUUACCAUCCCCGAGACCUUCGGCCCUAUCAUAUUAGUCCAUCGAGCUCGCCGCAUAAGGAAGGCUAAGAUCCCAGGUUACGAAAAUGUCAAGGCCCCGGUUGAGGAGAGUGACCGCUCAUUAUUAGGGAUCUAUCGAGUGGCUCUCACGAGACCGUGGAUUAUCCUUUUUGAUCCCAUCUCCUUCUUAUGUGCUGUAUACAUGUCUGUCGUGUACAUGUUGCUCUACAUGUUAUUCACCAUAUACCCAAUAGUCUUCCAGCAGAGACGAGGGUGGAACGCUGGGGUUGGCCAGCUACCCUUGAUUGGAACCGUGAUCGGGUCCUUCAUCGGUGCUAUCGUCGUUUUCUUCGAUUACAAAUAUAAGACUAAAAAGAUGCAGAACGGGAUAUCUCUAAAACCUGAGGACAGGUUAACUCUGGCUCUCAUUGGCGGCGUUCUUUUUCCAGCUACCAUGUUUUGGUUCGCAUGGACCGCCGAGUUCAAUUCCAUUCAUUGGAUAGUCCCAACGAUAGCUGGAGUAUUCUUGGCGACCUCGCUCAUGCUUAUAUUUGUCGGGUAUAUGAAUUAUCUAGUCGACUCCUAUUUGAUGUACGCUGCGUCGGCUAUCGCAAUAAAUACCGUUUGUCGCUCGGCUUGCGGUGCUGCAGCACCUUUGUUCACCAACUAUAUGUUCGAAGCGCUUGGUGUUGGGGGUGGAGGCUCCCUAAUCGGCGGCAUCGCCACGUUGUUGGCAGUGAUUCCAUUCGCCUUCUAUAAGUAUGGCGGACGUAUCCGCACCCGCUCGAGAUUCGCAUCCACCGGCUCCAAGAAGCCUGACGAGGAGGAGGCGCAGCAAAUCGAAAGGGAUAAGUCUGCAGCGCCUAGUACAGAACCUUCGCCGCAUUUAUUAGAAUCGUCCAGUACGAUGACCGAUGAGGAGGUACAUGAGACACAGGCCGAGAAAAAGAAAAGCCGACGACGUCCAGAAUGCGCUGGGAGAGCCGAGAGACGAUAAGAAAGAUUUUGGGCGACAAUAUAAUGCUUAUACUUACCUACGUAUUUGAAGGCCACCAAAACGGCUCUUUUUUUUAUUGAAUUAGCAUUUUGGGAUUGUGUUUAUGGAUUUUAGUUAGGCUUAGAUACCUGAGGUAUCUAUAUAAUUCUUAUUACAGCAUGAUUCUUUAACCCCUUUCCUAACUUAGCUAUUUACAACCCUUUUUUUUCUCCAGAAAAGGAUUUUCGUAGUUGCUUAAGACAUGUAAAGUAAGACGACAGUAAUAUUGGUCUAUCUUAAUUUCGAGCAUCGCAGCCAUAUACCCAUGUCUAAUUUAGC